ACUGGGUUGGAGGGAAAGGGAAGGUGGUGGGGGUUUUAGAGGACAAAUAAAAUAAGGCAUCACAAAAGUGGGGAAGGAAGCUCUCUGAGAUUGCACUAGUCAGCAAAGUGGCAUGUGGCCACAAACAGCAUUCAGAUGAAGGCAGACCAAUGAAGAUAACUAUAGGGACAAAAUACAGGACACCAGCCAGGAAGUGGGACCAGUUGCAAUGGGGUCUCGCCAUUUCCCGGCCCGGACUGUCCUGUUUGAAAGGGAGACAAGCGGAGUGACAUACCGAGUGCCAGCGCUACUCCACAUCCCAUGUGUAGCCAAACUGUUGGCUUUUGCAGAAGAGCGCCUGAGUGUUGAUGAUGCCCAUGCCAACCUCCUGGUGCUGCGGAGAGGCACAUUCUAUAAGAACUUUGUGGAGUGGGAAGACAUGCGAGCCCUUGAAACUGCAACUCUGCCACACCAUCGCUCUAUGAACCCUUGCCCCAUCUAUGAUGAGCUUACUGGCAUGGUCUUCCUGUUUUUCAUUGCUGUCCUGGGCAGGACCCCUGAAGCCUUCCAGAUCAUCACAGGCGAAAAUGCUGCCCGUCUCUGCUAUGUGUCUAGUUCUGACCAAGGCAUCAGCUGGAGCCACGUGACGGACCUCACCCAGCAUGUUAUUGGCAGGGCCAUUGAUGAUUGGGCCACUUUUGCACUAGGCCCUGGCCAUGGCAUUCAGCUCAAAUCAGGUCGCCUCCUAUUGCCUGCCUAUGCUUACCACAUCGACUGCAGGGAGUGUUUUGGAAAGCUCUGCAAGACAACCCCACAUGCUUUCACAUUCUACAGUGAUGACCAUGGACAGAGUUGGCAAUAUGGUGAAUUCAUUCCAAACCUGCAGACGGUUGAGUGUCAGAUGGUAUCAGUGGAUGAGGAAGAUGGAACCAAUAUGCUGUAUUGCAAUGCCAGAAGCCCGUUGGGUUUCCGGGUGCAAGCACUCAGCACGGAUGAUGGAGCCGUGUUUCAUGCAGGGCAGCUGGUGCAGAGGCUUGUAGAAACCCCUCAUGGCUGCCAUGGCAGCAUCAUUGGGUUCCCAGCACCACUUUAUUAUAUGCAUGGCAAUGUCUGCAGAUUCCAGAAAACAACAUGGCCAGCUAAAGGUAUAAGCUCUUUAUUGCAGUCCGAAACUGAUGAGAGACCUAAGCCUUUUUCACCUACCAUUUCCGUAUGCAGUCAUCUUAUAGGUGGCCAACAGCAACAGGAAAAAUUUGCAUCACUCAGAACUUGUAGUCCCAAACACAACAUCAUUCCUGGUCACAUCACCUCGGAUACAGCCAACAUCAGUGAAGAUAAUCAGGGAGGCAGAACUAUUUCCCAAUCAGGAAUUAUUUUCCAAAUCCCCACAUGGGUGCUUUAUUCCCACCCAACAAGCUCCAGAUCCCGAGUCAACUUAGGGAUUUACCUCAGCACAUUUCCCAGGGAUGCUGAAAGCUGGUCUGAACCUUGGAUUAUUUAUGAAGGGCCCAGUGCCUACUCAGACCUGGCUUACAUUCAGCUGCCUUACUCAGAGGUCUCUGUCACUGGGAUCCCAGCCAUAGCUUUUGCCUGCCUGUACGAGAACGGGGUGAGGACCCCCUAUGAGCAGAUCUCCUUCAGCAUGUUUACCCUGCAUGAAAUUCUUCAGAACAUUCCUCUAGCAACGUCUUCUGCCCGACUGAAGAAGCCAGAAGACGGAAAAAGAAAGAAAAGGAGUUGCGUGCUCUUCUAAAGCUCAGGUCUGAGGACCAGACAAAUGAGUGCACAGAUCCAAACUGAUCACGAGAAAGUAAGUCAAGGAUUCUUCACUCCCAUUUGAGCAUUGACAUGGAGAGCUUGGGAUUUUCAUGGGAACUGCAAAAUGUAGACAUAAAAAGAGAGAUAAUAAAAAGAAAAAGAGAAAGCAGGAGAUGAAAACAAUGUCAGAGUUGUACAUAUGUUUAUUUGGGGUAGAUUGUCUUUAGGCUCUCCAGAUUGAUUCAUCAGGCUCUCUGUGGUCAUGAACUAAUUAGAAACUAAAGCAGUAAAAGAGCCCCUGGUGGCACAGCAGGUUAAUCUGCUGAGCUGCUGAACUUGCUGACCAAAAGGUCAGCAUUUCGAUUCCAGGGAGCAGGGUGAGCUCCUGCUGUUAGCCCCAGCUUCUGCCAACCUAGCAGUUCGAAAACAUGCAAAUGUGAGUAGAUCGAUAGG
Molecule: messenger RNA, 2190 nt
Organism: Anolis sagrei ordinatus
Lineage: Eukaryota; Metazoa; Chordata; Lepidosauria; Squamata; Anolidae
Gene: NEU4
Product: neuraminidase 4
Biological process (GO): oligosaccharide catabolic process; ganglioside catabolic process
Cellular component (GO): membrane; intracellular membrane-bounded organelle; cytoplasm
Molecular function (GO): exo-alpha-sialidase activity
Source: RefSeq, a predicted model, not a curated record